Molecule: messenger RNA, 6794 nt
Organism: Amoebophrya sp. A25
Lineage: Eukaryota; Dinophyceae; Syndiniales; Amoebophryaceae
Source: the annotation of a GenBank genome assembly
AAUGGGGUGGCCCGAACGCGAUCCGGGCAACUGGUUCUUAUUUAGUAGUGCUUCCCGAAGGAGUAGGAGUUCUUAGAUCGGAUCUCUUAUUUAUGCGUAAGUACAUUGAUCGGAAGUAGUUUGUAGUACCGCAUGGUCCGUCAAAAAAAAGAGCAAGGCAUCAGCAAGCAAUUUGUCAAACUAUUCUUAUAGUUAUCUGAUGAUGAUGUUGCUGACUGUGUUUGUUUGAUGUAGCAUUUUCACGUUAACUGAGUCUCAGGAUAAUGUAGCCGUGAUCAUAGAAGCGUUUGCUCUUCGUCGUGCUUUAUUCAGUGGUCCUACCUGAAGCCUUUGCUUAACUAAGGGGACGAAAGAACAAAAUGCAGAAGGAAGAUGGGUCGACGUGCUCGCCUAAAUCAACAAGGAUGUUGGCGUCUCCGAUAUUACUAGUAAGAUCCUCACGGGCAUGGGCAAGCAGACGUUCUCAGCGAGCGACGAACUGUUGCAUUGCUGGUGUACUAGCGAGCAGCAUGAUACAACUAGUUGCCGGACGUCGAGGGAGCAGGCACUCUGAUUUUAGUUCUUCAACAACAGAAUUCAGUUCCGAUUCAUCGUUGUCCCCUUUCGAUGGAAAUUCAUCAAGCAACAAUGGCACUGCGUCGGCGAUGGCUGCAUCCUCCAGUCCUUCCACUUUUGCGACUACACGACUCAUUGAGUUCGUGCUACACGAGGAUCAACGUGCUGAACAAACACUGACGCUGGCAACAAGCAGGGAGGGGUCAUCCGUCGCGAAUAACGAUGAACAUCAAGAAGAUGUCGGCAACGCGUUUGGUCAAGAAUGGUUUGGAUCUACACUUUCGGCUCCGCUCUCCAAAUUCCUUCAGUUCAAACAGAACUGGGUUUCGCGCGGUGCGCGAGCUUCUAAAAAGACAUUAUGCCAUCUAAAAACAUUUGUUUUCCUUAUCUGGGAUCGACCAUAAAAACAACGCCAUUAUAGAUUGAUUAUACAUACUCAGUAUACAACUGAUCUGCUAAGAUGGUAGAACUGGAAGUAGCGCGUGAGAGCCAAUGCUUCGUUGCUUGCCAAGAAAUACUUCUUCAUGAUGAAUUUUCCAUCGUCGCUCAUCUCAACCUUCUCAAGAAUGCCAGCAUGCUGAUCAGUCCGCUUGAAGCGUAUGGAUCAUACUUGGGAAUUAUUGUUUUAGCAAACGUAGAAAAGACAAUUAUGUUUAGAAUUGUUCGAUAACACAUGCAUUGUGCUAGUAAUGCUACACGACAAAGAAUUAGAAUAUCAUCUAUUUUUUCUUGCUCUAAGAACUGCAGCAGAGGGUUGGCCCAAGGAGUUAGUGAUUACUGGGAUCGUCAUAGCGGUAAUCGUUGUGCUCGGGAUUGCGGCUUGCUGCGUGGCGUACUUGAAUGACGGUGGCCAGGACAACAGAAAGGGCAGCCGAGGGAAUUACGUUGAUCUUGAGUACGGCAGCGCAACGUCGCCACUCGAUUUCGAUUCGGGUAGGGCUGAUGCGCUUUUGGCCUAUGCAGCUACACAGGGAGAGGUAACGACACGCACUUUGAGCUUGAUGUCUGAUAAGACAAGCCUGGGAAUUUCCUGGAAAAGAUAAAGCGGCGAAGCCAUCUCCAUCAGUCAUAUUUAUAAUGGCGCUACGUCAGCUAAGAGUAAGAACUGCAUGAAAGCGGUCACUAUUGUCGCCUCCUAGUCCUGGAAGUGCUCCGCUUAGCGACUUCUGUAGCCUGCUCCCCCUUAGUUUUUCUGUCUUUUGGUUUCGUUUCAUGUGAUUCCCCGCGCCCCUCCAGAGUCCACCGCGCCAGCCUGCAAGUGUGUGCCUGGGGGCUCUGGACGGGCGUGGGGAUUUGGAGGGCGCCCGAGGUUCUUGGCUCGCAAUUGGGGGAAGGUUUUCCCGCAGGGAGCGCGAGUGUUCUGCGGAUUCGUAUCAUGCCCGGCAGGGUUGGAUUUGUCUGGAUUUUUGCAGUCCUUGGCUGAAUUUUCUCCAUUCAGGCCCCGCUUGUCUGUGGUCGGGUUUUUUGCCAUAACCGGAGAGGCUUGAGGCAAUCCGCCUGAGGUUCUUCGUUCUUGGGCCUUUUGAUCUUGUUCAGUGUUGGACUUUUGACCACCCGGCGCCCCGAGGCUCUCGCGCUGAGUGGGAUUAGUUACAGAGAAGAGAGACACGCCGACGCCGCCGCCUUUAAAUGGUCAGACCACUCACGCGCGCCGCCGUGUGUGCGCAGAUUGUCGGGGGGGUUUGCUGGCGUUGUUCGCAUUCUUUUGAAGUAUUUCAGUGGGGAAAUUUUCGAGGGUUUCGCUUGAAUUGUGUAAGCCUCUCGACUGUUUGCCGGAUUCCUGCUCGCCCUCGCAAGGCCGGCCAUUCUUGACGAAAAAGCUGGAGUGAUAUCUUAAGACUUCUCCAAGAAUGGCCUUGCGAGCAGGAACGAAUCCGGCAAACAGUAGAGGGAUUUGCUCCAUUUCGUAGCGUUUUUCAAGAAGGGCUGGGCUGUGCGCCGCUUCAGUUCCAAAGGGCUCGCGCCUCCUCUUUUUGUUAAGUUUCGAUGGAGUAGCAUGCUCGCUGUCCCUCUGGUGCUUCCGCAGGAGGUUGAUUAGAAUGGCGCUAAUUCAGCUAAGAACUGCACGAGAGCGGUCACUAUUGUCGCCCCCUAGUCCUGGAAGUGCUCCGCUUGGCGACUUUCGUGGCUUGCUUCCCCUUAGUUUUUCUGUCUUUUGGUUUCGUUUCAUGUGAUUCCCCGCGCCCCUCCAGAGUCCACCGCGCCAGCCUGCAGGCGUGUGCUUUGGGAUUCUGGAGGGGCGUGGGGAUUUGGAGGGCGCCCGAGGUUCUUGGCUCGCAGUUGGGGGAAGGUUUUCCCAAAGGGAGCGCAGUAGGCGGCGAGUGUUCUGCGGAUUCGUGUCGUGGAUGCCUGGCAGGGUUGGGCUUUGUCUGGAUUUUUGCAGUCUUUGGCUGAAUUUUCUCCAGUAUAAGACUAAGGGCCAUACCGUAACUAGAGGCCUUUGCUGAUCAUGAUCGUCAGAAAUGGGCGAUAAUUACAGAGCGGCCGCGUAAGUCAGCUUUCUCAAAGUCGUUGGAGACCACCGCGUCGAUGCGAAACAUGGCCGCGAGAUCUUCGCGAAAAGUUGCCCGGGUUGGUCUUCGUUGCCUCCGUCUUUUCGAGUAUGGAAAAGGCGGCGGCGUGGCCUCGGGUGCUUUGUCUUUGUGUUGUGUUUCUCUGUUGUUGACAGCCCCGGCGCCAGGUGAGUGCGGACCGCCCGCACGUCAUUGGCGUCGGUGCUGCUUGGAAUACUGCCGCGGCACGCCUGUGCAAGCUCCUCGAGGUGUAGAGAACCCGGGCGGAGGACGCGGGAAACGCGGGCGGGGAAGCAGUGGCAAAACGGGGCGGCGUUGGCCAUCUUUCUGCGCUUGCACGCCUGAGGUGGCUCUUCGUUUUUUUUUCUAUAUGAAAAAAAAAAAAAUCUUGGCGAAAAGUUUGCGAAAUCUUUCAAAAGAAUCUUUGCGGAAUCUUUCCGAAAACAUAAGCGCAUGAAGUUCUAACAUUGUCAAAACUUGUAAACUUUCCGCAAACAUUCCGCGAAGAUUUUGAAGCUUUCGUCUUCCAUGUUUUUUUGAUGAAGACAUGGAAAUGGAUCGCUGAGAACAAACUCGCAACAGCUUGCAACGAAACCGCAUAAGGCUCCGCGCUUGUUGUCUGUGGUUUUUGUGGUUUCUCUGUUCUUCUCUCCAGGCUUGGGAGGCCUCUGGCGUUGUGCAUUCGUUUGAGAAUUUGGCGCGAGGCUGCGCCGCGGACUGGUUCGCCGGCUUGUGAUGCUCUCGGCGCAGUGGUUGGCCUGUCCGUGUGUGGGUUGUGUCGGUUUCGUUUUCGGAGCUCCUUUGGGCUUCGUUUUAAUGAGACAAGGACAAGGGCCGCGCGCGUGAGCCUCGGCAACUUUUCGCCAAGAUUUUCCGCCACCGGUGAUUGUCGGGCGCGGUGGUCUCCAAAAGUCGCACUUAGUAAUGUAGAUUGAUGUCAGUGUCUAUGUCAGUGGCAAUGUCUUCGCGACAGCAACGGACUUUUUUGAAAAGAAGUUCUUUCAACGGUGACAAUAGAAUACAGGUCCCUGAGACGAAUCAACGUGGAAGUGGAGGAAGUGUUGACGAAGUUGAUGCAGAAGGUUUUCUCGUUUUCCCACAAGUGGACACGAGCGCCAUCAUGGGUGACGAUCCUGGAGCAAGUGUGAAAGCUGCAAGUUCAAGUCGAAGGAUCACUGCGAAAGAAAUUUUAUGGACAAUCACACUCAUUAUCAUUAUCUAUAGAGUAGUCCGCUCCUUUUCGAGUUACGGGCUGCUCGAGUUGCCACGAGUUGCCGAAACGCACAGGCCCAACCCAGAGCGAGUUGCCAACGGGUUCCUCUGGGCAGCCUGCCACUUUGAAAGCGCAGCACUCCGCGGCGGUAUGGCGGGCCAAGAUGCCACGGAGUUCGGAAGAAAGGCGCGGCCUGUUGUCUCUUGGCAGGUCUGCCGCCUAUAUUGAAGAGACGCGCCCCGGCUGAGCUCCUCGCGGCUUUAGCUUCGCGAAAGUAACAGGGCGAAGCUCGGGGCCUUUUUUGUUUGAGGGGCGCGGGCCCGUGCCUUGUGAAGUGCGGCGCCCUCUUCGUUGUGUCGGUGUCCCUGCAUAGUCGUGCGCUGAUGUCGGUCGCGAUCUGGCUACGAUGGUUUACUUUUUUGCUGAUGAGUGGCCAGCUUGUUCAACUUCUUGGGGCCCGAGAUUCGGGAGUAUCUAUAUGAGGGCGCCCGGCUUGUUUUUUGAACGAAGCCUCCCCAUCAGCGGCCAGCCUCACGCCCUGGCGCCCAUUUGUUUGCGCUGUAGUGGGCUUACUAGGUAGCGCGCCACCUAGUGAGUCGCUAGCAUCACAAGCAAGGCCCUCUUGAGUAGACGUGUCUGAAUGGAGUGGCUUUAUUUGUGUGCUUGUUUUAUAGGGCAGCAGCUUCACUAGGUAGGCGCGCCAACUUAGUAACACAAAGCUACGAGCUGGGUGGCGCUGCUCCUGUCUGCCCCGCGCAUGCAGCGCCUCGCAGAGUGAGAAGCGACGCUACUGCCUACUGGAGGCGUUCGCUUUUGGAGGUGGUUCGCGCUCCUGGGUGACGUAUUUGACGCAUCGAAGACGGUGCGCCUGAAGGGCGCGGCGCAGGUUUUUUUGGUAUGGAACUCGUUCAACUCGAGCAACUCGAGCAACUCGGCCCGAUAUCAGGCGGGAGAAGCCUAGCCUUAUUCUCAUUUGCUUUGCGACUUGUGUUUAGUUUACCUACUUGAUCUAAUAUAUUUUUUCAUCGGCAUUCACACUCUGGCACCUUCGUGUAAACAGAAACCUCCGAAAAAUGCUUUUUGUCUUGUUUAGCUGUUGAGUUCUGAUGCAAACGAAAAUUAUUUGUAGGUCAAACACCCACACCCAGUCGUUUCCGUUUGCGAAGAUGUUUCUAAGUUAGGACGUGCUCCUGGGAGGACUUCCGCUCGAUGAAGGUGACGACAGCCCCCUGGUGGAUACCGCAUUUGGAGAGGCAUCCGACCCUGAGCCGCCAGAAAUGCCACCUUUCGAAGUCGAGCGAAGACCCCGAGAGGCAGAUGAGUACAAGUUAGUGAUCAUGAUGAGUAUCGUGGAAGUCCCUCUUCUUCGUCUCUCCACCUUCGCACUUGCACCACUACUACUUCGAGUAAAAUUAAUACGUUGUAACAUCUUCAAACACUAACUGUAACUAUGUUUUCAGGUCGUCCAGUGAAAAUAGUUGGCCACGGCCUGGUGUUGAGGAGGCGACUAUGCUUUCCGGAAAAGAGGACGGCAUCGAAGAAGAGUAAGUAGGUAUCGACAACUUGAAACUACAAGAGGAGAAAUAUUAUUUUGUACAGUCUUCACUCAACAUCAUCUUCAACUUCUACACAAUUACUGUAUUAUUUGAAUUUGCACCUAAUACAUAUAUCUAUGUCAACUAAAAAAAUGUAUCUUACAAGAAAGCGACCGCUGUGAUCAUCAUCGCUUGCGAUGGACUACGGUAUGUUGCAUCGAAAUGGAUAAGGAUAACACUAACUCUAACAGACUAUCAUGAUAUAAUUGUACAUCGUAGUUCUGAAUUGGUCCACAUGCAUGUAUCAAAUUUUUCUUCUGAAUCUAUGCAAGAAUCGUGAAUAUCUGGAUGAAUUUCCUCCUCUUGACUUUGAUGCCGAAAAUAGCUUCUUCGUGCUUCUAGGACCUUUGCUUCGGCAUACUAUAAGCCCCUUGAUGACCAACGACGUCACCAGGCGCAGCAUCAUUAUCACCGUACUAGAACCAGUCGCUCGCUCCUGCUAGAAACUAGUUUUCUGCAUGCAAAAUGAAAAUUAUCUGUCCAUGAUGAGGAGUAACGUCAACAUUCACAGCCUUGAUGAUUCCAGUCUCCAUAUCUAUCAGAAAUUUGACAUUAAUUUUUGCAAGUUUAUGAUCUCAUCAACAUAUUUCCUGCGAGUUCCCGUUCCGAGAACAGUCCGUCGCGUUCGUCACUAGUAUUUAUCGUUUCGAAAUCGAAGUGAAGUUCUUACUUAUAUUAGUCAAGCAACAAAAUACACACACUCUUCCUCUUCACACCACCUAUUCCUCAAUAUGAUACGAAGUCAACACAUGCACAGACUUCCUCAAAGUUCAUCUGGCUCUUAAUCUGUACCUAUCAAGCAUCCUUCUAUCUGCUCCAGGAAUUUAGAUUCGCAUUUAUCCCAUAGUUCACUGAUAAAGACGAUCGUCGGACAACCAUAAUCAAUUGCGUGGAGGAAUGUCGUUUCCCUCUGUAGUC